AUGAGAUCAAAACUCGAUGACCUCUUAGACGAACUUAAUGACAUUGACGAGCAUCCCCAGCCAAUCCAAAUGCGAAAUCAGCAGCCUCUUGCUGUCCAGACCAAGAAAAAUAAAUCCUCUCAUCGAGAAAUUGAUGAUCUUCUUGAUCUUGUAAAUGAUAUUGACUCUCCUGAGCCAGAAAAGCCGGCUUAUGUGCCUAGCUACCAAAUCCCAGUUUCAAACUCAAGUAGGCUGCAGAAGUGCUAUCCUCUGUGUAUAGGCGGAAGCAAUUUAGAAGUCGGCAUUUGCUUUAGUUCAGCUUCUUUGAAAUGCUGCAAUAAAAUGAGAUGCACAAAAUGUGAUUUAUCAGUCAAGAGGUAUCAAAACAAAAUCUGGAAAGAUGGGUGUAAUUAUUUGUUUUUUAGAAAUAACUAUUCAAGAGAUGAUAUGCUACAGCCUGCACUUGCAGAUGCAAAUGGUUUUUGUGCUUAUUUUUGCCAAUGCCAGUGGCGAAAUGUAAAUGAGCCUGUCGUGCUGAGAGAUAAUCAGUGGGUAUGUGGAGGACAUUUAGGUAAUUAA
Molecule: messenger RNA, 558 nt
Organism: Blepharisma stoltei
Lineage: Eukaryota; Ciliophora; Heterotrichea; Heterotrichida; Blepharismidae
Source: the annotation of a GenBank genome assembly